AUGGAUGACCUUGUAGAUUUUUAUAUCAUCCGCAUACAUGACACAACCAACACCCCUGCUUUCAAUAAGUUGGGGCAGCAUGCUGAACAAAAAGCAAACUUUGAGAAGUGGAAGCUUGAUAACAGCCGACAAAUCGAUACUGAAUCUUAUAACAAGUAUGUGCAGCAGUUUCUGCAGUGGGAAAAAGAAGUAUUCGAGAAAAAGGCAAGAGUCGCUGCGCUUGUUCAGUCUGAGGCAGCUAGUGCUAUAGCUGGUCCUGCGAAUGUGGACUCGAUUUUAGGACAACUGCUUGAUGACGUGAUGCCAAUGGAAUUUUUAAUGGCUUUAGUGACCGUGCACAUGAAAGACAACACCUUCUUACCAUAUGUCAUCGAAAAUUUUAGAAAGGCUCAAAGUGGUGAAUUACCGGAUCCCAAACUGAUGGCUACUCCUCAGCAUUACCUUCCUGCACUUGCGCCAUCUACAACGCAGUAUUAUCAACCUAUAAGCACUGUUCAACACACCACAAUGACUCUUCAUCCCGGCGUUCCUACGCCUGUCGUCGCCUGGCCCGCUGCCACCGUUUCAACUACAGUCCCGGUUGGUCACAAGUACAGACCGCCUUCACCCGUCCGUGAAUACAAAAAUCCUCUCGCAAAUAAGCCAUUCCGGGAUUUUAGUCAAUGAGAUUGCCAUAGAGACGAACUAGGAAA
Cylicocyclus nassatus is the source of this 692-nucleotide messenger RNA. The record is from the annotation of a GenBank genome assembly. NCBI's taxonomy places the organism in Eukaryota, Metazoa, Nematoda, Chromadorea, Rhabditida, Strongylidae.